UACUUUUUUUUUGGUCUGGAAAGCUCAGGGAAAGACUCCCUGGGACUCUGAAGAGAGAGAGAGAGAGCAUUAGCCAUAAGAGCAACAAGGGCACAAGGGGAGACACUGGUACUGAGAGUUUGAGGCUCUUCACGUCGCCGGAGAAGAUUAACCAUCAAGGCCGCACGGUUCUCCCUAAAAGCAAACGCCAUGGACUCCGAUUUCUGGGCUUCUAGGUUUCACUCCGCAAAGCAACUCACUGCGAUGCAAGCUGCCAGGCUUAACUCUGAAAACCAUUUGAGCUUGGAUGAUUAUGAAGGAGAUGACGACAUAAGGGCUUGCUUUCCCUGCCCCUUCUGUUAUGUGGAAAUAGAAGUUCCGGUGCUUUGUGCCCAUCUACAAGAAGAGCAUUGCUUUGAUGUAAAAAAUGCGGUAUGCCCUGUAUGUGCUUCCAAUUUAGGCAAGGAUAUGAUUGGACAUUUUACAGUGCAACAUGCGCAUUUGUUAAAGAGGAGGAGAAAAUCUCAAAGAUCAGGCGUAUGGACUAGUAGUUCAUCAAUGCUUGGAAAAGAACUACGAGAACUGAGCUCCUUUCUUGGUGCCGCUUCUAAAAAUGGUAGGGGAAGCGCAAUUGACUCCACACCUGAUCCACUGCUCUCACCAUUUCUAUGCAGUAUUGUUCUUCCAGACACCGAAGAUGGUCAAGAUACACACUCCAAAAAUGAUCUGCCAACUUCAUCUGACAUGAAAAGGCAAGGCCUGUUUUGGGGAAAAAAAAUGUUCAAUACUUGUGGAUGGAGAGACCCCAAAGUCUUCUGCCUCCAUGUCAAGCUUCAGCCCAACGGAGUUCACCAAGUGACAAAUAAAACUUUGAAAAUCUAGGGACUGCAGAAGGGUGCAUGGAUAUAUAUGGAGGGCAGUAAAAUACUAGGACGGAUGGACAUGCAUGGGGGUUAUUUUGAUUGAAUUUGAGUCUUAUAUUUGACAUGUGGCUAAUCCAGAAGGUCUACAACUGAUCCAAUGGUCAGUUGGCCAAAACCAAUUGUCCAUGGACCGUGAUGGGUUUUUCCCUUGUUAUAAUUAUUAUGACUUUACUUCUGCAGUUUAACUUUGAUGCCAUAUGCUCCUGCAAAAAAGAUAAAUUAUGGACUGUGAACUACUGGUAUUUUGGCUCUACUGAGUAGUAAAAUGUUAAUUUUGGAGUAUAUGCCACCCACAUAGAAAAUUGAGAGUUAUCUACAUAUUUUGGAACUUUAAAUCAACUAAAUCAGUAGAGAAACUUAUACUAAAAGAAAAGGAGUUUUGGGAAUAGAGAUUCACCCAUGAUAUGCUUAUUUCGUGAAUAUGAAGUUUGCCUGCGAAAAAAAUUGAGUUGCUAUAAAUAGGUUGUACACAUGGUGAAUCAUACUCUUAGAGUAUCCAGAACACAUUCAAACCCCUAUGCUGUACUUCUAAAGUCACCUUGAUUUGAUUGUCUGUUUAUAUCUGUUAUUUCAGUAGGCAAGAUUCUAAGAAUUUGUUGUAGUGGUUUAAAUGUUCGUUAGAAUCAUAUGGUUAAGUGAAUUUUGGAAAUUUUGUUGCUUCCCCAUCAGUAUCAAGAAAAUAUUAUUUAGAGAGAGAGAGAGAGAGAGAGAGAUGAUCCUCACAUUAAGACAACAGAGGAAAGACAAAGAAAUAGAAAAAUUACAGGGGAAAAUGAUCCCUUGAUGCAAUAAAAACUCUACUUCUAGCUGCACACCAAAUUUUUGGAAAUGCCAUUUGUGUCAUAUUCCAACCAGUGUAUUUAUUAUAUGCAGUUUAUAUGAUGAUGGCAUGUCAUUUUAUCCAUUAGCUCAAAAGAACCAUAUCGAAUAUAUUUUGGUUGGAUUGGUCUAAAGUGAGAAUGUGAAAACGUACAUAUAAAAAUUGAUCAGAUUCCUAUGGAGUUGGAUGUGCACCUAACAGUUCAGACUCUUGGGGAAGUAUGGGACCCCGUCAAUGAAUACAACAUGGAGAAAGUAUGGUAAUCUGAAAGAGGAUUGGUAUUAGGCUGAUUUGUGAUAGUCCAGCUUCUGGAGAGAGAGCUUCUACUCAUGUGUCUACUGGUCAAUGGUAUAAAGCUUUGUUAAGGUCAAAGCAGUCCAAGAAAACCUAUGUAGGAAUACCAAUCAGCGUUAGCCAUCUGAAUCAUACCCUUUUCAUUGGAUGUGGAGGAUAAUGGAGAAAGCUUCAAUAAAGCAGAAGUUAUUCCACCACAUUAAAAUCGUUUACAGAAGACUGUUGAGUUCUCAAAUUAAUUGCAAAACAUUGCACUGAUUUGUAAUCAGAAGUGGAGUUUCCGGUUUUGUUUAUGCAAUUGAUAUGGGAAAAGUUAAUGAUCACAUAAAGCAGGGAUUUUAUGUACUUAGUCAGGGAGAUUAGGUAUUCACAUGAGAUCGAGAAAUUGGAUGCAUGCAGCUAUUAUUUGGGCUUGCUGUCCUUGCCAUUGGGUGCCUCUUAGUUUCCCGCUAGUUGCAGAAAUUUUUAGCAGACUUGUAGCAAAAGCUGAGGGAGGGGAUUUACUGGAGUGAUGCAGACACAUAAAUCGAUGGAAGAUGACUUUCUGGUGGUAUGUGUCGGAUCUAAAAGAUCAUAGAAGGAAGAUAGAGAUCAGUGGAUAAUCAAAGGACUAUUUGAUGCAGCAGCAUUUCCGUGGAUUGGCUUGAACCUGUUUGUAAGGUUAGACCAGGAUGAACCAGGUCAAAUUGGGUUUUGGAUUCAGUAGUAUAUUUAGGGAUUUAUUUGCUUAUUUUGGGGUAAUCUUGUAAUAUUUAUUUUUAUGAAAUAGGAUUACGUAGGAGACAGGUUUCAUUGUUUGAGGUAGUUAUCUAGUUUACUACAGUUUCUAUCCUAGGAUGGAGUU
Macadamia integrifolia is the source of this 2860-nucleotide messenger RNA. RefSeq names its product protein DEHYDRATION-INDUCED 19 homolog 5-like. The coding region runs from base 190 to 861 and encodes 223 amino acids. The transcript has 5 exons. The record is from RefSeq and is a predicted model, not a curated record. Lineage: Eukaryota; Viridiplantae; Streptophyta; Magnoliopsida; Proteales; Proteaceae.